AUGUCUAAAAAGAAUAAAUUUUCGUUUAGAUAUUAUGUUGGACAUGAAGGAAAGUUUGGGCAUGAGUUUCUUGAGUUUGAAUUUAAUUCCAAGGGAAGACUAAGAUAUGCGAAUAACUCAAAUUACAAGAAUGAUAAAAUUAUCAGAAAAGAAGCUUAUGUAAGCAAGUCAGUAUUAAACGAAUUGAAGCGUAUAAUUGAAGAAUCAGAAAUAUGUAAAGAAAGUGAUAAAUUAUGGCCUGUACCAGAUAAAAUUGGAAAACAAGAACUAGAAAUAUAUUUAGAUGGAAAUGAGUAUUAUUUUACAACGUCAAAAAUUGGUUCACUGUCAGACGUAAAACAAUGCAGUGACCCAGAGGGAUUAAGAGUCUUUUACUAUCUAGUGCAAGAUCUAAAAUGCUUUUUGUUUUCCCUCAUAUGUUUACAUUUUAGGAUAAAACCUGUGUAA
This is a messenger RNA of Plasmodium malariae, 447 nucleotides long. RefSeq names its product mago nashi protein homologue, putative. Gene Ontology annotation, biological process: RNA splicing. Bases 1 to 447 code for a protein of 148 amino acids. The transcript has 4 exons. The record is from RefSeq and is a predicted model, not a curated record. NCBI's taxonomy places the organism in Eukaryota, Apicomplexa, Aconoidasida, Haemosporida, Plasmodiidae. Gene Ontology annotation, cellular component: exon-exon junction complex; nucleus.